AGUUGAAGUAAAUAACCACUUUGAUCUUCUUUGUUUUAUAAUCUGCAAAAUAAUGGGAAUUGAGCAUAAAAAUGGAGGAUCAUCAUCACUUGAUUUCAAUGUACCUUUGCUUCUUGACCAGAACCAAAGCAAAUUAAAGGAUUUAGAGGCAUCUGAUAAUGAUGAUGUUAAUUUCAUAGGCACCACCUCUUUUUCCAAGACUUGUUUCAAUGGACUCAAUGCUUUAACUGGAAUUGGGAUAUUAUCAACCCCAUAUGCUCUAGCAUCAGGAGGAUGGAUAAGUUUAAUUCUCCUUUUCACCAUUGCCACUGCAACAUUCUAUUCAGGUUUAUUGAUUCAAAGAUGCAUGGAUUGGGAUCCCAACAUUAAAACAUAUCCCGACAUAGGCUAUCGAGCAUUUGGGAGGAAAGGGAAAGUAGUAGUCUCAGUUUUAAUGCACAUGGAGCUCUACUUAGUUGCCACAGGGUUUCUCAUUCUCGAAGGAGAUAACUUGCAAAAUUUACUACCCAAUGUGGAGUGCUUUGAGUUUGGAGGGCUUACAAUUGGUGGGAAACAAGGGUUCAUCAUAAUUGUAGCACUCAUAAUUUUGCCAACUGUUUGGUUGGAUAAUUUGAGCCUCCUUUCUUACAUCUCAGCAACUGGGGUUUUAGCUUCUUUGUUCAUCAUUGGUUCAGUUUUAUGGAUUGGUGUGUUUGAUGGAAUUGGGUUUCAACAAAGGGGUGAAUUCAUAAAUUGGGAUGGAAUCCCAACUGCUGUCAGCUUAUUUGCCUUUUGUUAUUGUGCACAUCCAGUUUUCCCUACCCUCUACAGUUCAAUGCACAAAAGGCAUCAGUUCUCCAAUGUGCUGAUUGUGUGCUUUGUGUUGGGCACCUUAUGUUAUGCAUCAAUGGCAAUUUUGGGCUACUUGAUGUUUGGAUCAGAAGUGCAAUCACAGAUAACUUUGAACCUUCCAACAAACAAGCUGAGCUCAAGAAUUGCAAUUUACACCACAUUGGUGAAUCCCAUAUCCAAAUAUGCAUUAAUGGUUACACCAAUAAUCAACGCCACUAAAGCCUGGUUUCCAUAUCACUCCAACAAGCGGUUGUUCCGCCACAUGGUCGGCACCGGCGUGGUGAUGAGCACACUGUUGGUGGCUCUGGCGGUCCCCUUUUUUGGUUCCCUCAUGUCGCUGGUGGGUGCAUUUUUGAGCAUCAAUGCAUCAGUCACACUGCCAUGCUUAUGUUACUUGAAGAUUUCUGGGAGUUAUCAGAAAUUCAACGGUGAAAUGGUUGGUAUAGGGUUGGUAAUUGUAAUGGGUAUUUUUGUGGUUAUAUUUGGUACUUACGCAUCUCUUGUAGAUAUCAUACACAUGUCCAAAUUUUAAUACUUCAAGUUGUAAUACCCAAUUUUAGCCCGGGCUCACAAUAAUAAAAUAAAGUCUAAGUUCAGUACAAAA
This is a messenger RNA of Gossypium raimondii (Peruvian cotton), 1435 nucleotides long. RefSeq names its product amino acid transporter AVT1I. Lineage: Eukaryota; Viridiplantae; Streptophyta; Magnoliopsida; Malvales; Malvaceae. Bases 53 to 1363 code for a protein of 436 amino acids. The record is from RefSeq and is a predicted model, not a curated record. The transcript has 3 exons. Gene Ontology annotation, cellular component: plasma membrane.